UGCAAGAACUCGGACCCAGUCCAGACAGUUACGGGACCAUAUAACGUCCCUCUCACUCAUCUCUCGCUUUACUUGCUCUCUCUCUCUCUCUCUCUAACCGAGAUCAUCGUUUUCAUCGAUCGCGCUGCUCAAGAUCUCUCAGAGCCUUCGUCCUCCUCCUCAAUCUCCCCUCUUGCAAUGGCGUCACCCGCUCUCGAAACCCUAGCUCUCCCCCGCUUUCACCCCAACCUCGCGAUCGCCUCCUCUCCUCGAUCCUCCCUCUCGAUCCGCGGCGGCGAACUAGGUUUCGGUGAGAGAUCUCUUCCCCUAUUCACAGGACUUAGCGUUUCUCGCCGUUUCCAGAAGGUUCGAUCAGCGGUGGCAGGUUCGACGGAUCCGAAGCCCGAUCGCCGUGGCUCGGUGAUCUCCGAGGUUCAGGAGACUGCCGCCGAGGUUCCAGAUGUAACGAAAGAAACAUGGCAGUCGCAUGUCAUAGAAUGUGCAAAGCCAGUGCUUGUAGAGUUCUGGGCGCCAUGGUGUGGACCCUGCCGAACAAUCCACCCCGUCUUUGCCAAACUGGCUAAGAAGUACGAAGAAAAAUUAGACUGCUACAAGAUCAACACUGAUGAGUACCCAGAAUUAACGUCCCAGUAUACAGUAAGAAGCAUCCCGACAAUCAUAAUGUUCAAGAAUGGUGAGAAAAAGGAUGCAAUCAUCGGUGCCGUACCUGAAACUAGAUUGGUGUCUAUCAUUGAUAAAUUCCUAGGGAGAUAAGCCAGAUCUCUUCACUAUGUUUGUGCAUCUUUAGGUUUCCUGUACUGUUGAUAGAAGCCCCCUCCCCCAACCCCCCAAAAAAAAACCCACCCCUCCAAUUGUGUGUACAGUUCUGGUGUCUAGAUUUGCUAUUUUUUUCCUGCAUGCUUAUUUGUUCACGAAAUAGACUGGGUUCUCCAAAUUUAGAUUCCCUCUACUGUCAAUAGAACUCUCGCUAGUUCUGUGUACAGCUCUGGUGUCUGGAAUUGCUAUUAUCUUCCUGCAGUUGUUAUUGUUGUAGAUAGUUGGAUCUAUGAGUUAGUGUUUGUGUCAGAAAUUGAAAAAAAAACCCUGAUUUUUAGUGGAAUAAUUUUGGAGUUUUGGUUCCAAAUAUUUAUUUUCCUUCA
Molecule: messenger RNA, 1139 nt
Organism: Asparagus officinalis (garden asparagus)
Lineage: Eukaryota; Viridiplantae; Streptophyta; Magnoliopsida; Asparagales; Asparagaceae
Product: thioredoxin M1, chloroplastic-like
Exons: 2
Coding region: 178-753 (191 amino acids)
Cellular component (GO): cytoplasm
Molecular function (GO): oxidoreductase activity, acting on a sulfur group of donors, disulfide as acceptor; protein-disulfide reductase activity
Source: RefSeq, a predicted model, not a curated record